AUGGCGCUGAGCUUUGCGCUCAUCUUGUCAACGACAUUUGCGGCGAGCUUCCUGCUGUCUACCAUUGCGCAGCUCGUACAGACUACGGCCCUUACUCCACGCCAAUUGCGCCAUGGCCUCGCCGUCCUCGUCCAGCAGAACCUUGCAUACCACCAGGCCGAUUCCCAAAACACGAUUGCCACAUACGAGGCCAACCCAGAUGGAUGCUACAGCCUCAUUCGAGCUGGAAAGAUUAUCGAGAUGGUUGGCAUAGAAUACGGAACCGCCGAGCAGGAAGUUGUGCAGACGAUCAUGCAACUCGGCCAUGCUAGGGUGUCGGAUCUGCUGCAAGCAUUUGAGGGCAGAGAUGGACCGGGCAUCAAUGGCGACCAUGCGACCAACGGUCACGUUAACGGCAACAACUCUAAACCGAGGACCAAUGGGCACGCCCUGGCGCACUCGUCUCACGAGUUGCACGCCAUUCUGAGCAGGUUGAUUGCAGCAGAGAUCGUCGACCAAGUCGGUCCCAAAACAUUCAGGAACCCUGAAGAUGUCUACCGCGAAAUCGAGGACGAGGUCACUAAGACGGCCCCCGGCGAGCGAACGACGGCGCGGAACAAAGAACUCAUGCACCAAGAGGUUGCAAAGAGAUUGCGGGAAGCUCGCGAUGAGAGUAAAAAGUUGAAGCGACAAGUGGGACGAGGCGGCAUGUUUCCAACCAAGCGAAGAAAGCUUACGAAUGGCAACGGCAAACGACAGUCCUCGGACUGGGAUGACGAUGUUCCAGAGCUCGAGUCGCACAUUGUUCUCAGGGUUAAUACCGAAAAAUGCCUCGUCGAGCUGCGCAACCAACGACUUGCCCAGUAUGCGGCUGAUGCUUUUGGAGAAGUCACCGGCCAGGUGUACCACACCGCCUUGCGGCUCUUGACACAACAAAUACCUCGCUGUCAACUAGACCCAAGAAUCGACUCAGAUAUCAACGAUGGCGACGGCCCAGGCUCGAAUGUACGCCAGGUCACUGUGACCAGCAUGGAAAUUCUUGAAAACCUCGACGAGUCUGUCGAUGUAUCCCACGGGGUGGGCAAAGCCUCGGCAGACCAGAUAGACCUCAGAAGCGCUGAGAAAAUCAGAGCUACGCCGGCCCAACCAAUGUACGAUUCCGACGACUCUUUUGACGACAGCCCGCCUCUACAGAGGGCUUCUGCGCGCCCUCAAGAGAAUGGCGCAGGAGGCAGAGGUUCUGGUGACAGCGAGGACGACGAGCCGCGGACGGCUUCCGGGUCUCGAGAGGCAAGGGUCAAGUUCGAGGACGGACCUGCACCGGGCGCUAGUCGCAUGGAUCAUGUGCGACAGCAUCUGCUCCUCCUGGCGGAAAGCAGGCAAGGUUUCUUGCGGCAUUGUGGCGGCCAGGGUCGAGGUCAGUGGACCGUUGACUUCAAGCCAUUGAUCGACGGUUUCAAACAGACUGAGGUGGACGCCGUCAUCGAGCAGUCAUUCGGUCGGCAUGGACUCCGUCUGACUCGAAUAUUGCGAGAAAAGGGCAAAUUGGACGAGAAGAUGCUCCCUUCCCUUGCUCUCAUGAAGAAGGGAGAGGUUCAAGGCAAGAUGCUUGCCAUGCAAAUGGCAGGCUUCGUUGACGUCCAGGAGGUUCCCAGAGAUGCCAGUCGAACAGCAACCCGAACUAUGUUCUUUUGGUUCUUCGACAUUGAGAGGACUGAAGCUCAGCUUGUUGACGAUUUCUACAAGACCAUGCUUCGAUGUCUCCAGAACCUGGAGGUGCACCGGUAUCGAGAACGCAAUAUCCUGUCAUUCGUGGAAAGGAAUGACGUGAAGGGCAAGGAGGAGGAAGUCAUGACUGCGGAGCAUUACAAUAAGUACAGCAGAUACUUGGAGUUGCAGAGUAAGCUUCUCGGUCACGUCAUGAGGCUUGACGAUCUAGUGGCCGUCUUCAGGGAUUACUAG
Colletotrichum higginsianum IMI 349063 is the source of this 1941-nucleotide messenger RNA. RefSeq names its product RNA polymerase III subunit RPC82. The record is from RefSeq and is a predicted model, not a curated record. NCBI's taxonomy places the organism in Eukaryota, Fungi, Ascomycota, Sordariomycetes, Glomerellales, Glomerellaceae. Bases 1 to 1941 code for a protein of 646 amino acids. Gene Ontology annotation, biological process: DNA-templated transcription. Gene Ontology annotation, cellular component: RNA polymerase III complex. Gene Ontology annotation, molecular function: single-stranded DNA binding. The transcript has 3 exons.